UUGGUAAGCGUACAAGAAUGAAGUUCACAAUUACUUUACUGCUGGCUGCGAUCUGCGUUAUGGCCGUGUCGGGCCAUGAGAGGCCUCCUUACCUGCCCCGCCCCACUUUCCGGCCCUAUGCCCGUGUUGUUCGUGAGGCGGAUCCUGGAUACGAGAGGCCUCCUUACCUGCCCCGCCCUACUUUCCGGCCCUAUGCCCGUGUUGUUCGUGAGGCGGAUCCUGGAAGCGAGAUAUCUGUUUCCCGUGUUGUUCGUGAGGCGGAUCCUGCAUACGAGAGGCCUCCAUAUCUGCCACGCCCCACUCCCCGGCCAUAUGCCCGUGUUGUUCGUGAAGCGAAUCCUGCAUACGAGAGGCCUCCAUAUCUGCCACGCCCCACUCCCCGGCCAUAUGCCCGUGUUGUUCGUGAGGCGGAUCCUGGACACGAGAGGCCUCCAUAUUUGCCACGCCCCACUUUCCGGCCUUUUCGCGUAGUUCGUGAAGCUUCACCAGAAAAUGUGCCAAUGAUUGAGGAUGUCUACCAAUAUUAGAAGUUAAAUAAGUGACUGGCAACUUAUUACCAAUAUUUAUGUUUGAAUAUAUAAGUUUAAAAAUUAAAUUGAAUAAAAUUUAAAUAGAUUGAUUCAAUAAUGUCGGUCUUCGGUU
This is a messenger RNA of Drosophila innubila, 642 nucleotides long. RefSeq names its product apidaecins type 22-like. Bases 18 to 527 code for a protein of 169 amino acids. The transcript has a single exon. Lineage: Eukaryota; Metazoa; Arthropoda; Insecta; Diptera; Drosophilidae. The record is from RefSeq and is a predicted model, not a curated record.